Alnus glutinosa is the source of this 1191-nucleotide messenger RNA. RefSeq lists its product as uncharacterized. Lineage: Eukaryota; Viridiplantae; Streptophyta; Magnoliopsida; Fagales; Betulaceae. Bases 72 to 869 code for a protein of 265 amino acids. Gene Ontology annotation, cellular component: cytoplasm; membrane. The transcript has 4 exons. The record is from RefSeq and is a predicted model, not a curated record.
UUUUGUUGUUUCAUUAAAUAUCCUUCCCUUAUAGUGGGCAAUGUUUAGGCCUCUGGGAUCCUCGUGCAGAAAUGGGCUGCAAUUUCUUGAGGAACGUCAGUAAGUGGAGCCGACUCCGAGUGCACGAGACAAGAUUGUUUAUCGCCCAUGUCGGAAGUUUCACGGCCGAAGCUCAAUGCCUCUCAAAACACCAACAGUGGCGAGCCUAUGCUCGAUUUCCUACUCAACCCAGCAAAACCAGAGGUGCCAACACUUCGUCAUCGCCUUCACGUCCAUGUUCCUCGUCGCCUUCGUCUUCGGCUUCAUCCCAUUCCUCGUAUUCAAAGGCUGCUUUUGUGGGAUGGUAUUUGGGCAAGCUUGAAUCUUGGCCACUUAUCACGAAAUGCAUCUCAUCUUCUCUUAUUUAUACAGCCGCAGACUUGACUUCCCAAAUGAUUACGCUACCACCUUCAGGUUCUUUUGACAAAGUAAGGACAUUCCGCAUGGCUGCAUACGGCUUGCUAAUUUUAGGGCCAAGCCAGCAUCUGUGGUUUAAUUUUUUGUCAAAGAUUUUACCAGAGCGUGAUAUGCUGACAACCUUGAAGAAAAUUUUCAUGGGACAGGCUAUUUAUGGACCUUCAAUCACCACUGUUUUCUUCUCCUAUAAUGCAGGUUUACAAGGUGAAAGUGGUCAAGAGAUUGUUGGAAGAUUGAAGCGUGAUUUGCUGCCAACAUUAAAAAACGGUGUUUUAUACUGGCCGAUCUGCGAUUUUGUUACAUUCAAAUUUAUACCUGUUCAUCUACAGCCAUUGGUGAACAGUUCGUGUUCAUAUGUAUGGACAGUUUAUUUGACAUACAUGGCAAGCUUGAAAAAAGCGAGCAACAAUUAGUGUUGGGAUUUUUGACUUCUGCUCAUGUAGAGUGAUAUCAUCCGUUACCAAGGGAAGAAAAGAAGGCUUGUUGGUCACGCAAUUCAGGUAUAAAUUUGCGGAAAUUGCAUGUCUACUUUUAUUUUUCAAAUGCUUUUAGUUCUACAGAAUUAUGUUUUAUUUUAUAACUUGUUCAAACAUUUCUGUACACAAUUCCUUUUACUGCCGUUGAAAUUGAAAUUGAAAUUUGUCGGCUGUAGAUUGAGAAAUCUGUAAUUCUAUAACCAUUCCCGUACGUAUUUUGAUAAGAAACUAACGCGGAUUAGGAGAUAUACUGAUUAUG